GCGAGCGCACGUGCUUUCCGACCGUCCGAUCGGAAAUUGACGGUCCAGGAAAAGCGGCCGCUUGUGCGGAGAGCUAACGGGCCCCGUAAGCAGCAGAUAGCUCUUGGGCUUUGGGCUUGGGCCGAACGGAACAGAUGCCUCUCGUCGCGUGCACCGACGGCGGCGAGGCGGGGACUUGGACGCCGCCGUUCUGCACCAUCGUGGCGGCCGACACGUCGGACUUCUCCUACCUCUCCUGCCCGCGCUGCGAUCUCGCGCUCCCGAACGGCGCCGCCUCCUGCUUCGCCUGCGGCGGCGGCCAGCCCGCCCCGGCCCGCGUCUACCGCCUGCUCCUCUCCCUCGCCACGCACGACCGCGUCGUCCCCGUCGUCCUCUUCAACCGCGCCGCGCGCACCCUGAUGGGCUGCCCCGCCGACGAACUCGCGCGCUUCUUCGCCGCGCACCCGGGCUCGGCCCGCGCCGCCGCGGAGGCGCUGCGCGGGGAGAUGUGCCGGGUGGUGCUGCGCGCGCCUGCUGCCAGGAACAAAAGGAGCGCCGGCGCCGCGGACGAGCGAUUUCGCGCCGUCUCCGUCGUCCCGCUUCGCGACGGUUUCCGCCCGGUUGUCGACGCCCUCAGGACGAUGUACCCGCGCUGCAGCUGAUGCUGAUGCUCCUCGACUCAUCGUUGCCGUCGUACCACCAUGGCACACAGUGGCAUGGGAUAUAGAGGAGAGCUGCCUGUUGUAUUAAAAAGGAGGGGCAAAAACUAGAGUACAAAACUGGAACAAGCAACAAAACUUUACACUGAGGCCACAUGGAUGCAUCUGCAGGAAACUAGAUUCUUUAGAUCUAGCCCCCCUCGAUCAUACUGAUCCAAUAGGUAAUACAUGCAGUUUAACACAUUCCAGAAAACUUUCUUCACCAGUUACUAUCUGCACAAGAGAUUAUGUUUGACAGUAGAAUAUUGUAGUAAACCUUAAUAAAAAGAUGCUACCACCUUAAUAAAAAGAUGCUACCGAAACGCAGAGUAUUUGUUUUAUCAGUUAUCUUGUUUGAGCACUGCAGAUUGCUGAAUCAAGUGUGAUCGGUCCAAUUCAAUCCAGUUCUGAAGACCAACUGAACAGCAGUUGGGUCGGGGGGGUUUCAGGCCAUUGCAUCGAGCUGAACAGUCAGAAACUGAAGCUGAUCAUUCACCUUCAGAAUUCAGAAAGGCAUUCUGUGCGCUUGUGACGAUGAGCUCUGAAUCUCAUGAUUGGCCCUCCUGUGCUGCCUGUGACGAUGAGGACGACGCCAAGGAGCAGCCGUGCAGAUGCAUACUUCGUCAAUAGUUGAGCUUCAAGAGUUUGUCCUCGACUUUAAGCUCUGCCGCUUUCAGUACAAUCUAACUUUUUUUUAGCAGUCGUACAAUCUAAGGUGCUGUUUAUUUCCAGCGACUUAUUUUUAGUCCCUGUCCCAUCAAAAGAAAUUUUACUAUUUAGAAGUAUCAAAUAAAAUUUAUUUAUAAUUUUUUUUGACA
Molecule: messenger RNA, 1495 nt
Organism: Panicum virgatum (switchgrass)
Lineage: Eukaryota; Viridiplantae; Streptophyta; Magnoliopsida; Poales; Poaceae
Exons: 2
Coding region: 135-641 (168 amino acids)
Source: RefSeq, a predicted model, not a curated record